GUGGGAGCGCAGGGGCGGAUGGUGUGGAGCGGCCUGGGUUAUCUCUCCGCCGCGGCCGAGGACGCCGCGGACCUACGCGGUGUACGGUCUCGGUCGCAGAGGGUGGCAGCGAGGACUGCUCGGGACUACGGGACCGUGUACUGAGCGCGCUGCAUGCGCCAGGCGCGAGGUGGGCGAAAGUCAGUGGCGGCCGUUAGUCGAAAAAAGUUGACAACAACCCGAGUGCCCAACAGUAGGGGAUUGAGCUUUCUAAAUUAUUGAUUUAGCUCAACAAUUGUAUAUUGAACGCAUUUCUGUGUGCGACGCUCUGUUUUGGGUCCUUGGGAAACUACAGAGAACCAGACAGACCCCUGUCUCGUAGAGUGGACAUCCUAUUGGGGUGGGGGAGGGAAGUACAGGUAAACAAUGAAUGACAUAGUUGUGUUAGAAGGUGGCAAAUGCUUUGAGAAAAAAAGAGUAGGGAACCUGGAGCCGACACCCAGAGACGGGAACGAGACUGGCCUGCGAAAAAGAGCUAGGAGACCUGCGUGGUCGAGGGGGAUUGAGCACAGAGAGAAUAGCAUGAGUGCGGUCAGCUGUGAGGAGAGCAGCGGUGCAGAUCAGGUAGAGCCUUGCAGGCUGCUGUCACGACUUUGGCCUUACUUUGGGUAAAACGGGAACCACUGCAAGGUUUUGAGUAGAGAAAUUAAGCAGUUUGAGUAGAUUUUAAUAGGUUCACUGGCAGGUGUAGAGAAUAGAUUGAGAAGGGAAGUAAGGGUGGACGUAGAGAUAUUUGUUAUUAAAAACCGCGCAUCCUGCAGCCACUAAAAAGGCGGACUUCAAAGAGGAUGAUGACAGUAACUACAUGGAUCGAUCGCAUUUUGUGGUGUGAUCAGCGUUGGAAAAGAUGCCUGCCCCAGCUACCACAUAUGAAAGAGUAGUUUACAAAAAUCCAUCUGAGUACCACUACAUGAAAGUCUGCCUAGAAUUUCAAGAUCGUGGAGUUGGACUGAAUGCUGCACAGUUUAAACAGCUGCUAAUAUCAGCCCUGAAGGACCUGUUCGGAGAGGUUGAUGCUGCCUUACCCUUGGACGUCCUAACCUAUGAAGAGAAGACCUUGUCAGCCAUCUUGAGAAUAUGUAGCAGUGGUCUUGUCAAAUUGUGGAGUUCUUUGACCCUAUUAGGAUCCUAUAAAGGCAAAAAAUGUGCUUUCAGAGUGAUUCAGGUUUCUCCAUUUCUCCUUGCAUUAUCUGGUAAUAGUAGGGAACUAGUAUUGGAUUGAAUAGCCUUCAAUUUCAGAAACAUUUCUCCGCUCUCAAAAGUAUUUUUUGGUGCCUGCAUGAUGUUUGAAGAUUGAAGCACGCCACAAGCCUCGUUGAUGGAAUUUGAGGGUGCUGAAGAUGUUCCCCAUAAUUGCCAGCCAUCGCCUUUGUUGGGGCGGGCUUCAGAGGAGAGUCUGCCUGAACCAGCCAGUGCUGAACAGGCAGCACUUUCAGCAUAUGCACAUUAGAGUUGGAGACCGGGCUGAACUUAGCAGGGCCUUCACACAGAAGGAUGUGGUUACUUUCUCAGAAUUAACAGGGGAUGUCAAUCCUUUGCAUUUAAGUGAAGAUUUUGCAAAACACACCAAGUUUGGAAAGACAAUUGUACAUGGAGUUUUGAUCAAUGGACUCAUCUCAGCUCUCCUGGGUACUAAAAUGCCGGGACCAGGCUGUGUAUUUCUUUCCCAGGAAAUUAACUUUCCAGCCCCUUUAUAUAUUGGAGAAGUUGUUUUAGCUUCUGCAGAAGUGAAAAAGCUGAAGCGGUUCAUUGCUAUUAUUGCAGUGUCAUGUUCUGUAAUAGAAAGUAAAAAGACUGUUAUGGAAGGCUGGGUUAAAGUUAUGGUCCCAGAAAUUCCCAAAUCCUGAGAUACGUGUUCAAAGAUUCAAGUUCAAACACCA
Propithecus coquereli (Coquerel's sifaka) is the source of this 1919-nucleotide messenger RNA. It is a transcript of the gene RPP14, whose product is annotated as ribonuclease P/MRP 14kDa subunit. The transcript has 6 exons. NCBI's taxonomy places the organism in Eukaryota, Metazoa, Chordata, Mammalia, Primates, Indriidae. Gene Ontology annotation, biological process: tRNA 5'-leader removal. Gene Ontology annotation, cellular component: ribonuclease P complex. The record is from RefSeq and is a predicted model, not a curated record. The coding region runs from base 1380 to 1886 and encodes 168 amino acids.